Molecule: messenger RNA, 1181 nt
Organism: Sus scrofa (pig)
Lineage: Eukaryota; Metazoa; Chordata; Mammalia; Artiodactyla; Suidae
Product: olfactory receptor 1J1-like
Biological process (GO): G protein-coupled receptor signaling pathway
Cellular component (GO): membrane
Molecular function (GO): G protein-coupled receptor activity; olfactory receptor activity
Source: RefSeq, a predicted model, not a curated record
AUGAGGAGGGAGAACCAGAGCAGCGUGUCAGAGUUCCACCUCCUGGGGCUCCCCAUAAGGCCAGAGCAGCAGGGCAUGUUCUUUGCUCUGUUCCUGGGCAUGUACCUGACCACAGUGCUGGGGAAUCUGCUCAUCAUCCUGCUCAUCAGGCUGGACCCUCACCUCCACACCCCCAUGUACUUCUUCCUCAGCCACUUGGCCCUCACGGACAUCUCCUUUGCAUCUGUCACUGUCCCUAAGAUGCUGAUCAACAUGCAGACUCAGGAUCAAUCCAUUCCUUAUGCUGGGUGCAUUUCACAGACUUACUGUUUUAUACUCUUUGCUGAUCUGGACAGUUUCCUGAUAACUUCGAUGGCCUAUGACAGGUAUGUGGCCAUCUGUCACCCUCUGCAUUAUGCUAUCAUCAUGAGUCAGAGCAUGUGUGUCAUGCUUGUUGCUGGGUCCUGGAUCAUUGCUUGUGCUUGUGCCCUUUUGCACACCCUUCUCUUAGCCCGACUCUCCUUCUGUGCUGACACCAUCCCCCACUUCUUCUGUGACCUUGCUGCCCUGCUCAGAUUGUCCUGCUCAGACACAUACCUCAACCAAUUGGUAAUCUUCACUGCAGGAUUGACAGCCAUCAUGCUUCCAUUCGUAUGCAUUCUGAUUUCUUAUGGCCAUAUUGGGGCCAACGUCCUCCGGGUUCCCUCCACCAAGGGCAUCUGCAAAGCCUUGUCCACAUGUGGAUCACAUCUCUCAGUAGUUAUUCUCUACUAUGGGGCAAUUAUUGGUCUAUAUUUUCUUCCUUCAUCCAACAACACCAAUGACAGUAACAUAAUUGCUUCACUGAUGUACACAGUGGUCACACCCAUGUUGAAUCCCUUCAUUUAUAGCCUGAGAAAUAAAGACAUGAAAGGGGCCUGGAGAAAACUCUGGAGUAAGAAAACCUAUUUUUCCAACUGAUACUAAACUUUUCUUUUAAAACUUCCCUGAUUUUAUUCCUUCAUUUACAUGUAAAUACAAAUUAUUGAAAAUAGAGCUCACUUGUCUUCUUUCCUCAGCUGCCACUCAGAAAUCUCUGCUGCUCUUUUUCUUUCUUACACUUGCUAGGGGGGAUAGUAAAGAGGAAUAUGAGUCAUGGGACUUAAUUUUCUCUUUUCUCAGAUAACAGGGAUUGUGAAAUACUUUGAGGAUGAUAUGUCCCU